UUCACCUGGGUUUAGACCGUCAAUUUCACUACUCACAGGUCUGUGUCAAAAUUAGUUAAAAGUUUCCAAUAUUCCUUCCAAAAGCAACUAAAAUGAACAUUAGGUGUGCUACGCCUGAAGAUCUCAUGAAUAUGCAGCAUUGUAACCUGCUGUGCUUACCUGAAAAUUAUCAAAUGAAGUAUUAUUUCUACCACGGUCUAUCUUGGCCUCAGUUGUCAUAUGUUGCAGAGGAUGAGAAGGGGAAGAUUGUGGGAUAUGUACUGGCAAAAAUGGAAGAAGAGCCUGAUGAAGCUGUUCAUGGGCAUAUCACUUCCUUGGCAGUUAAACGCUCUCACAGAAGACUGGGUUUGGCCCAAAAACUCAUGGAACAGGCCUCCCGUGCUAUGGUUGAAUGUUUCAAUGCCCAGUACGUCUCACUUCAUGUAAGAAAAAGCAAUAGGGCAGCUCUUCAUCUUUAUAACAAGACACUGGGAUUCAGCAUCUCGGAGAUUGAGCCAAAAUAUUAUGCUGAUGGUGAAGAUGCUUAUGCCAUGAAGAGAGAUCUGACGGGUCUGAGGCUAGAGGUUUGUUUUCUGUCAUUUGUGCAUACAAGUUGUUGGAUACAGAUUUUAUAACACCUUCAUGACUUCCUUCCUCCAAGCGUCCUCAUGGACUUUUAGUGCUCUGUUUUAGCUU
Molecule: messenger RNA, 675 nt
Organism: Stylophora pistillata
Lineage: Eukaryota; Metazoa; Cnidaria; Anthozoa; Scleractinia; Pocilloporidae
Product: N-alpha-acetyltransferase daf-31
Biological process (GO): N-terminal protein amino acid acetylation
Cellular component (GO): NatA complex
Molecular function (GO): protein N-terminal-serine acetyltransferase activity; protein-N-terminal-glutamate acetyltransferase activity
Source: RefSeq, a predicted model, not a curated record